GUCUCCUACCCCUUCAUAUAUACUAGGACUACAAGACCAUCCUAAUUAUCUCUGUCAAUUAAGAUGGGGCUUAAGCUGUAUGGAACCCCCUCAUCCCCGAUCACCGGCAGAGUGUUGCUCAGUCUCCAUGAGAAAGAACUCAACUUCGAGUAUGUCCCCGUCGAUCUUCUCGCUUGUGAACACAAGCAACCCAACUUCCUUGCCAAACAUCCAUUUGGUCAGACUCCAGCACUAGAAGAUGGUGAUCUCACUUUGUUUGAGUCCAGAGCAAUAACAGCAUAUUUGGCUGAAAAAUACAAGAACACCGGCUACCAUCUUACGAGGCAUCAAAACCCUAAAGAAGCUGCUUUGGUGAAGGUAUGGACAGAGGUGGAGUCACAGAGUUUCAAUCCUGCAAUCCACCCAAUUUACUACCAAUACUUUGUGGCACCACUUUACGGUAAGUCUCCGGAUCGAACGGUGAUGGAUGCUUAUUUAGAGAAGCUAGAGAAAGUCCUUGAUGUGUAUGAAGCUAAGCUGAGUGAAACCAAGUAUCUUGCAGGAGAUUUUUACAGUCUAGCUGAUCUGCAUAACAUUACAUACAUACACUAUUUGAUGAAAACUCCUUAUGAUGGAGUGAUAACAGAGCGUCCCCAUGUGAAUGCUUGGUGGGAUGAUAUUUCUUCAAGGCCAGCUUCCAUGAAAGUUGCAGAGGAUCUGACUCUCGGUGAUUAGGAAUAAAAGCUCACAAGCUGUAGAGGAUAUGAUAUAUGAGAUUUCUGUUAUUGUACUAUAAUACAAUAAUUCAAUGGAACUUUGUAAUGAGCGAUAGUAUUUUGUUUUUGAAAUACCGUUGAGAAAUAUGUUUCUCAUUGGAAUCGAAUGUUGGGCACGCAUGUCUAACCAAAUUGAUUGUCAACCGAUUUGGUUUAGUUUUUAUCAAUAUAAUUACUGUCAGUUAGCUU
Messenger RNA from Tripterygium wilfordii, 944 nucleotides. Its product is annotated as glutathione S-transferase F13-like. The record is from RefSeq and is a predicted model, not a curated record. Gene Ontology annotation, cellular component: cytoplasm. Lineage: Eukaryota; Viridiplantae; Streptophyta; Magnoliopsida; Celastrales; Celastraceae. Gene Ontology annotation, molecular function: glutathione binding; glutathione transferase activity. The transcript has 3 exons. The coding region runs from base 64 to 714 and encodes 216 amino acids.